AUGGGUUCUAUUGAGAUUGUAUGGAGCAAUAACUUCGAGGAUGCGAUGACUAAAAUUGCGGUUAUGAUGGAGACUUUUCCAAUCGUCGCCGUCGAUACCGAGUUUCCGGGUUUCUUGCAUAACACCCCACGAGCAGCUUCUGAAUCUGAACGGUAUGAUGAUCUGAAAUACAAUGUGGAUAGGAUGAAGAUUAUACAGCUGGGUAUAACAUUGUUUGAUCGGUUUGGGGUUGUAGGGGGUGUUUGGCAGAUUAACUUCUGCAACUUUGAUCCUGAUUUGGAUGAUCAUGUUUCCUCUUCCAUUGUGUUGUUGAAAAGGAAUGGUAUUGAUCUGGUAAAGAACAAACGAGAUGGGGUAGAUGUGUACACGUUUGCUGACAAGUUUUGUGAGAUCUUGGGUUCGGUGGGUGACACAUUCCACGGACUCUACGAUCUAGCUUACAUGUUGAAGAUUGUGAUUCGUGAUGAAUUGCCAAGUUCGAUUAUGGGGUAUGUUGAACACAUUGGCCAUGUCUUUGGUCGUGUGUAUGAUGUCAAGUUUCUGGCGAAAUAUUGCCACGGGUUGUUGGAUGGUGAACUAGGAUUGGAAAAGCUCGCCAAACUGUUAGAUGUGGAGCGAUUUGGGGAAGCACAUCAGGCUGGUUCGGAUAGUUUAUUGACUGCUGCUACGUUCUCCAAGAUGAAGGGUAUCUAUGGGCUACCAGAGAAGAUGUUUGAAGGAUUCUUGUACGGGAUCAGUGCUAGGAUCAAGAGGCCUCGUCCAUUGGUUGUAGUUUUGCCACCGCCGGCUCCGCCAAUUUUGUUGGGAUAUAUCCGAUGA
Molecule: messenger RNA, 819 nt
Organism: Ilex paraguariensis (yerba mate)
Lineage: Eukaryota; Viridiplantae; Streptophyta; Magnoliopsida; Aquifoliales; Aquifoliaceae
Source: the annotation of a GenBank genome assembly